AUGGCAGUACCGUUUUCGAAUACGGGUAAACAAGGUUAUAACAUCAAGUUGGUUACUAGCUCGUUUCCUAGGUUCAGACUUCAGAUCAUAGUGGUUGAAUUUGAGUGUUUAAAAAUGAAUUCCUGUGAUUUAUGUAGAUGUGGAAAAUUAAAAGGGACAUUUAACAACACUAAUUGGGCACGCCACAUUGAAGCUUGCAAAAACAAAAAACGAAAGUUAAAACAUAAUGUUCAAGAUAUUUCAAGUUUUUUUUCUACUAACAGAGAGACAGAAAAUAUUGUUGCUAGUUUUCAAACUAAUGUUGUAGGACCUCAUCCAGCUGUAGAAGAGAGAGAAAAUAUUGUUGCUAGUUUUCAAACUAAUGUUAUAGGACCUCAUCCAGCUGUAGAAGAGAGAGAAAAUACUGUUGCUAGUUUUCAAACUAAUGUUAUAGGACCUCAUCCAGCUGUAGAAGAGACAGAAAAUAUUGUUGCUAGUUUUCAAACUAAUGUUAUAGAACCUCGUCUAGCUGUAGAAGGAGAUAGACAUUUUAACCUAGAAGAAACAUUUAAAAAUGAUCCAGCUAAUUUCAUCAAAAUGACUUCUUUGACUCAUGAAAUUAGGAAUUUAAUUUUGGAAUAUGGUCCAUGUCAACCAUAUUUAAAUGACAUGCCUGAAAAGGUUUUUCCAAAGACUAACAAAAGAAGUUUCAAUGACACUCACUAUUACCGAGUUUAUCCUGAUAAUACUAAACACCAUAGAGAUUGGCUUUCUUAUUCACCGAGUCAAAAUAAAAUUUAUUGCUUACAUUGUUUUUUGUUUGGAACCAAUCUACAUAGUUCCUUAGCUAAAUCUUGGACAAAAGAAGGUUUUAAUUCAUGGAAAAAAUGUAUACAUGCAAUACAAAUUCAUGAAACUUCAGUAGAUCAUGUAACUUCUUCAUUAAAAUUUAAAUUGAGACAAACUAGUGCACCAAUCUUACCAGCCUUUCAACUCCAUAAAAAAACUCAAGUAGCUAUGAACAGGCAAGUUAUUACAGAAUUAGUGGAUAUUGUUUUGUACUUGGCAUAUCACAACCUUGCUUUUAGAGGACAUACAGAUACAUGGAUCCCUAAUAAUCAAAACGGUAAUUUCAAGGAUCUAGUAAUUUUAAUGGCAAAAAACUCUUUACCAUUAUCAAAACACAUACACCGAAUUGAAAGUUCUGGAAAAAAAGAAUACUCUUUUUUAACUUGGCAACGUCAAAACCAACUCAUAGAAUUUAUUUCAGAAGAUAUUUCAUCUCAAAUUCAAUUAGCAAUAAAAAAGUCUCGUAUGUUCAGUAUAUCUGUAGAUUCAACAUUUGAUGCAUCGAGGAAAGAACAAGUGUCUUUUGUGAUUCGGUACAUUGAUGAGUUGUUAGGAGAUGUAUUAGAAAAAGUUGUUGCAGUAAAAGAAUCUCCUGCUACAAGUGGACAAGAUCUAUAUGAUUUAUUUAAAUCGAUUAUGGAAAAACGAAAAUUGCAUUGGAAAGAAGAACUUGUCGGACAAUCCUAUGACGGUGCAAGUAAUAUGUCAGGAAACUAUAAAGGUCUCCAAGCCCGUAUCAAAGAAGAACAUCCUCGAGUAUUGUUUGUUUGGUGCCAUGCACACCGUUUAGCACUUAUAGUCAAACAGGCCGUUUCAUCAGACUCCAAUACAAUAGAUUUAUUUGGUAAUCUAGAAUCUUUAUACGUAUUUAUUUGGUGCUCCAAAAAAAGAGCUGCUUUAUUUCGAGAUAAUCAAAUUGAACAUUCUCAGUUUCAUGCUGUAAAACGUGUAAGUACCACUCGUUGGAGUUCACAUUCAGCAGCUUUAAAUAUUGUAUUAAAGAGCCAUAAUGCAUUAUUGAAAACUUUAAGCCAAAUUAAAGACUACGAGAAAGGUGACCCAGUAAUAGGUUCUACUUGCAGUGGCCUCAUAUUUUAUUGGCUACAAAUAUUCUUCAAAACUCAAUGUCAAAAUUUAUUAAAUUAA
Messenger RNA from Metopolophium dirhodum (rose-grain aphid), 1974 nucleotides. RefSeq names its product zinc finger MYM-type protein 1-like. Bases 1 to 1974 code for a protein of 657 amino acids. The record is from RefSeq and is a predicted model, not a curated record. NCBI's taxonomy places the organism in Eukaryota, Metazoa, Arthropoda, Insecta, Hemiptera, Aphididae. The transcript has 8 exons.